This is a messenger RNA of Cicer arietinum (chickpea), 2032 nucleotides long. RefSeq names its product SMR domain-containing protein At5g58720. The record is from RefSeq and is a predicted model, not a curated record. Lineage: Eukaryota; Viridiplantae; Streptophyta; Magnoliopsida; Fabales; Fabaceae.
GUUUCUGUUUUGAAACUAAAGAGAUUCUGCUUACCCAACAACACCCAUCAACGCGAUUCCUUUUCCAAAAUCUCACAUUUCAAAUUCCCAAUUCAUCUUAAAAUCUUUUUUUUCCUCUAAUAGAUCCUUCAUUUCACACACCCAAAUUGUUUUUUUUUUCAAGAUGAAAAAUUCGAGAAAGAAGAAGAAACAAAAACCACCGAAGAAGGUGGAAGAGACCAAAGAGUCAAAAGAGGUUAUAGAAAACCAAGAAGAACACAAAAAACAAAGAGUUUUACAAUCGUUGUUCGAAGCUUUCUCUUUAUCUUCAAUGGAAGAAGCUAAAGUUGCUUACGAUAUUGCAAAGGGUGAUUCCGACAAGGCUUCGGAGAUCUUAAGGAGAGGUUUGGUUGACAAUACAGAAGACCCUUUUUCUUCAUCUUCUUAUUGUUCAUCUUCUUCUUGUAGUGGUGGUGUUUCUUCUGGUUUAGAUUUGGCUUCAACUUCUGGUUCUUCAGAUGGGUUUGUGGAGCAGAGGUUUGGGGAUGAUGUGGUUGGUUUCAAAGGGGUUAAACAGAAGAAGAAGAUUGUUGCUGUAACAGGAACUGUUUCAACGAUUUUAGGGAAGGAAUAUGUUAGGAGGAAUAGUUCUAGAAAUAAGAGGUUAGGUAAUGAGAUUGUUGAUAAGGAUGAGGCUGAGCAAUUCCUUUAUUCCAUGCUUGGGAAUGAUUGUGAUCUUAACUUGGCUGUUGUUAGAGAUGUUCUUUGUCAAUGCGGAUAUGAUGUUGAAAAGGCCUUGGAUGUAUUGCUUGACUUAGCCGCAAAUGAACGAUCCAGUAAUGAUAGACAGUCUGAUUACAGAGUUGACAGCAUGGAUGAUACAAGAUUCCUUGUUGAUUAUGAUCAUAAUGACGGUUUGAUAGAUAGGAGAUCAGAGUGCACCUCUCUUUCUUCAGAAGGUGACUUUUCUGAUAAUAUAUGGUCUCUGGGAUCUUUUGGCAGGAAUUAUGCGGAGGUCCUCACUAGUUCUAAAGCUAAUUCUCAUAUUAGCCCAGGAUGUACAAAGUUAGAACUUCCUCAAAAGGUGUUGGAGUCCUUGUUUAACAUUCCCAAAAGCUCUGUACGCGACAAAAGUACCAUGAAUUGGAGAAAUAUAGCAAAGAAAAUGCAGUCUUUGGGACCAGGGGUUGAUGUUUGUCCAAAUGUUGCGGAACCUCAGCAGCGUGCUUACACUAAAGGUGAGGAAUAUCACAUGUAUAGGGAAGACGCAAGACAGCAGUGGGAUUCGGUGAAAUCUUACUUUCAGAAAGCUGCAACGGCAUAUACCAAAGGAGAUCGAGGAUAUGCUGCAUAUCUUUCUGAUCAGGGUAAAGAACAAACUAAAGUAGCUCAGAAAGCAGACACUAAGGCAAGCCAUGACAUAUUUCUUGCUAGAAACAAGGGCAUAGAAAAUGUGAUUACUAUUGAUUUACACGGGCAGCAUGUGAAACCCGCAAUGAGAAUGCUGAAACUUCACCUUUUGUUUGGAUCAUAUGUUCCUUCUGUCCAGAUGAUAAGGGUCAUCACAGGUUGUGGAUCACAUGGUGUUGGAAAGUCCAAGCUGAAACAAUCAGUUACUAGUCUUCUAGACAAAGAGUCAAUUGAAUGGAGGGAAGAGAACCGAGGAACUGUGUUGAUCAAACUCGACGGAUGGAGAGAGUUCAGCUUUCUGGACGUGGAUAGUGACAGCGAUAGUGAUGAUUGAUUAAUAAGCUAACUGCAGGCUUAGUAGCUGUUUGUACCAAAUUUAGAUUAGUAACUUGGAAAUUAUAAAUAAAUUAGAGCUGUGACAUUGGCAUGUACAUUCGACGCCUGUUUUUGUCAAGCUUUGUUUAAGCAACAUAGAUAGAUCUUGGCACAUUCAGGGUGUAUCAUAUCAUUUAGAUCCUUAAGCUUUAUUUUUAUGUCAAUUGUUUGUCCAGAAUUGCAUUCUUAGAUUAGGCUAAUGGCCUAAGAUGAUAGUUCAGUGUUGUACAUACAUGAAUAUUUAACAUGACUUUUCUUUUUAGUUUUA